Emiliania huxleyi CCMP1516 is the source of this 459-nucleotide messenger RNA. RefSeq lists its product as hypothetical. The record is from RefSeq and is a predicted model, not a curated record. Bases 39 to 248 code for a protein of 69 amino acids. The transcript has 2 exons. NCBI's taxonomy places the organism in Eukaryota, Haptophyta, Isochrysidales, Noelaerhabdaceae.
GUGCGAGAACGCUGGAUGCUCCAUUCAUUUCCGACACGAUGCCGCUAGCAGAGGGCAUCAUCGGCGAACUCGGAGAAAUCCUCGUCGAUGUUGGGGCGACGGUUGAGGAGAACGACGUUGUAGCAGUGAUAGAGACGGAGAAGGCCGCGAUCAACGUAAAGGCGAACUGCUCCGGGGUGAUUGGCGCUGUGCUCGUGGAGUUGGACGAGGAGAUAAAGGAGGAAAUGCCCAUGUUCGAGCUGCAGUGAGUUCUUGGCGGUGUGUGUGGGCUUGUCCCUGCGCUUAGCAGCGGAAAGGACGCCGGCCGUGAUGUACUCUUAGCUGCGAUAGGAACAUGUGCGCGGCUUAGCGUACCAGGGACUUGUGGCGGGGUGCAUGGCAUGUGUGUGCGCGCCUGGUGUGCGCCUCUGAGAUGCAUAUGUGCGAAAGUGAGUUAGUUGACGACGAGACGGCAAAAAA